GAAGAUGGGGAGAUCUCCAUGUUGUGGUGAGAGUGAUCAUGAUGUGAAGAAGGGACCAUGGUCGCAGGAAGAAGAUGCAAAGCUAGUUGACUUUAUCAACAAAAAUGGCCAUGGAAGUUGGAGAGCACUUCCCAAGCUUGCAUGUUUGAACAGGUGUGGGAAGAGUUGCAGGCUUCGCUGGAAUAAUUAUCUCCGGCCAGAGAUCAAGAGAGGAAACUUUUCCGACGAAGAAGAGCAAAUCAUCCUUAAACUCCACUCCAUUCUUGGGAAUAAGUGGUCAAGGAUUGCGAAUGAACUUCCGGGGCGUACUGAUAACGAGAUUAAGAAUUAUUGGAAUACCCAUCUUAGAAAGAAGCUAUUGAAAACGGGUAUUGAUCCGAAUACCCAUAUGCCUAUUAUUUCAGAUCACUACUCGUUGCUGACGGAUCUUAUUCACACAAAUUUGGGGAGUUUACUAAUGAGGCCUUGGGACAACAUGACUACUACUCUACUCCAAAGCAUACUGCUAAUGGAAGGCCUUGUGGGCAAUCCAGUACUUCCACUGAUGAACAAUAUUAAUAUGUCCCAACUUGAUCAACUUAUGAUCAAUACAGUACCAUAUCCACAGUCGACACUAACUGGAUUUAGCCAACAAGAACAACAACCUAUGACCAACAAUAAUAUUGUGAAUGAGUCUACAUGUUUCAACAUAGGUUCAUGUAGUUUUCCUGGAAUAGAGCUUCCUGCACUACUUCCAGCUUACUCUCCUUGUACAGAUCGUGUAAGCAACGACAAUGUGAUAUUGGAAAACGGUUUUGGGAUGGUGGAGGAAUUAGUCACUUAUUCAUCCAGCUCCAACAUUUUUGAAGAUAUAGAGAAGCUGUUGAAUGACGAAAAUGAUUUUCCAUGA
Molecule: messenger RNA, 889 nt
Organism: Impatiens glandulifera
Lineage: Eukaryota; Viridiplantae; Streptophyta; Magnoliopsida; Ericales; Balsaminaceae
Product: transcription factor MYB53-like
Exons: 2
Coding region: 5-889 (294 amino acids)
Source: RefSeq, a predicted model, not a curated record